This is a messenger RNA of Salvia miltiorrhiza (redroot sage), 1704 nucleotides long. Its product is annotated as organic cation/carnitine transporter 7-like. Lineage: Eukaryota; Viridiplantae; Streptophyta; Magnoliopsida; Lamiales; Lamiaceae. The record is from RefSeq and is a predicted model, not a curated record. Gene Ontology annotation, molecular function: transmembrane transporter activity. Gene Ontology annotation, biological process: transmembrane transport. Gene Ontology annotation, cellular component: membrane. Bases 100 to 1560 code for a protein of 486 amino acids. The transcript has 7 exons.
GAGUAAACCCAACCCGGAAAAUGACGUACACGUAUUCACAAGCAUACCCGUUUAAGAAUCGAGCCAAUUUGGAUCAAUCAGGCUGAGCCAGAGCCCAUCAUGAAUACUCAGGUGGUGGAUAUUGAUGGGAGUGGUCCAGCUUACACUCUGGAUGAAGCUCUUGGCGCGGUUGGGUUUGGGAAAUUCCAAGCUCUGGUGCUGGCUUAUGCCGGGCUUGGAGCCAUGUCUGAAGCAAUGGAGGUGAUGAUACUGUCUUUUAUUGGACCUUCAGUGAAAGCAGAAUGGGGGCUUUCGUCGGGGCAAGAGAGCUUGAUCACCACUAUGGUCUUUGCCGGGAUGCUCAUUGGAGCUUAUUUCUGGGGCAUCUUGUCUGAUAAUUAUGGUAGAAGGGUAGGCCUUCUAAGUGUUGCUGUGGUAACUAGCAUAUUUGCUUUCCUCAGUGCCGUCUCCCCGAAUUAUGUUUUAUUGAUCCUCUUCCGAAUGGUUGUUGGCAUUGGUUUGGGUGGCGGACCUGUGUACUCAACCUGGUUUCUUGAGUUUGUGCCUGUGCGAAAUAGGGGCAUUUGGAUGGUUAUCUUCUCCACUUUCUGGACAAUUGGAACCAUACUCGAGGCUGCAUUGGCAUGGAUCGUUAUUCCUAGAUUGGGAUGGAGAUGGCUGCUUGCAGUAUCAUCAGUACCCUGUUUUGCAGCAUUUAUCUUAUAUUUCCUCACAAUAGAGACUCCUAGGUACCUAUACAUGCAUGGAAAGAUCGGUGAUGCAUAUGAGGUUUUGAAGAAAAUGGCAACGGUCAACAAAACAGAGCUUCCUUCCGGAAAACUUGUUUAUGAGAAAACGAGUAACCUGAACGAGGAUUUUACUCCUUUGGAAGGCACCAUAUUACUUGAUACCAGGGAGCAAGAAACUAAAUCAGGCUACUCCUCGAUCUUCACACUGUUCUCGCCAAGUUUAGUCAAAACAACCCUUCUCUUAUGGGUGGUUUAUUUUGGCAAUUCAUUCUCUUAUUAUGGUGUUGUGUUGAUGACCUCGGAACUAAGCAGUGGAGUAAGUAAAUGCCACACAAGUUCGCAUUCAGAACUCUCGACAGAUUCCAGCCUCUAUAUCAAUGUAUUCGUCACCAGCUUUGCAGAGCUUCCCGGGCUCAUUCUAUCAGCGAUACUCGUGGACAAAAUUGGUCGCAGGAUGUCAAUGGUGCUUAUGUACGUGUUCGGAUUUGUAUGCCUUUUGCCAUUGAUGUUCCAGCAGCAAGAGGCUGUAGCCAUAUCUCUACUGUUUGGAGCCCGCAUGUUCAUCAUCGGAAACUAUACCGUGGCCGGUAUCUACUGUCCAGAGUUAUAUCCGACGUCGGUGAGGACAACAGGAGUUGGUGUUGCGAGUGCUGUUGGGAGGGUUGCAGGCAUGAUAUGUCCUCUUGUAGCUGUGGAGCUUGUUUCUGGUUGCCAUCAAAUGGCAGCAAUAAGUUUAUUUGAGAUUGCAAUACUUCUGUCAGGAAUUAGUGUGCUUUUCUUCCCAAUUGAAACCAAAGGAAGAAAGCUGAGUGAUAUUGUGAGUGUACUGUAAAUAAUUAGUAUAUAUACUGUUAUUAAAUGUACUUGCUCUACUCUCAUUUUUUGCUUGAAAAUGUUAUAGAAUAAAUGGUAGAGAUGAAAUGGAUAUAUGUAGCACGAUAUUCACUAAAGUUUAUAUACAUGUGAAAGUGCUGUG